AAGGAAUACCCACAACACACCUCUGCAUAUUGUUAGUAUUUUAGCGUGUUAGUGCCACCCUGGUAUUCUUAUCAGCUUGUUUGUAAAUCAGUUUUAAUAACAUUUUUGAGGAUUGAACAGUAAUAUAACAUGGAUAGCAAGUCAGAAAGUAAAAUUAACGCAACUUCAGGGAGCACAACAGCUAACGAGUCUUGCGAACCUGCUGGUGAAGAAACAACUGCAGAUUUGUUGUCUAAAUCCAGUGCGGAUGUUGACAAUGAUGUUAGUCCUCCUCCCGGCGGCGGCAAAGGGGCAACAAAGAAAAUCAAAGGCAAAGCCAAGGGCGCCGCGUCUAACAAUUUGGAUAACGAACUAAAAAAACUAACCCAGCGUCGCAUUAAUGUGGCGGGUGCACCAAAAAUGCCAUUGAAUUCGUAUGUGCGCUUCAUGAACGAUCGGCGGGAGCAACUGCGUCGCGAGCAUCCAAAUCGCACAGCAUUGGAGCACACGAAAAUGAUAGGCGAGGAAUGGCAUCAGCUAACGGAGGAUCGCAGGGCGCCGUACAUGGAAGCGGCGGCCAAGGACAAAGCACUAUAUCAGGAGCAAAUGCAUAAGUUUUUGACAGAACAUCCUGAAAUUGUGGCCAACGAGUUGGCCAAGGCAAAAAAGGUGUUCGACACCAAGAACGCCAGCACGCCCAAGGAAAAAGCAACCAACAAUGAUUUGCCCAGCAAUCAUGCUGCACCACGGAAAUCAAAUCCCAAGACGCCGCUGAACAAACAGCAGAGUGCGCCAACGCCAGAUCCAGAUGACAUACCCUUGGCACAUGUGAAACGUUCACCAACACCGCCUCCGCAGCCGCCUGUUGCAGGAGCAUUUAAUCCUGUGGCUGCGUUGCCACGUCCCUUUGCAGCUGGCGAGAUUCCCAUCUACACAAACGAGUUCAUAGAACACAAUCGCAGCACGGAGAAUGAGCUGCGACUGCUGCGCAAGACCAAGACCGACCUGGAGCAGCAAAAUUCGGUGCUGGAACAGCAUGUAGAUAACACCAAAACCGGGCAUGCCAAGGUCAUGGGCGAAGUGGCCGAGCUGAAAGAGGAAAACGCCCGUUUAAUGGCCUACAUCAAGGGGCUGCGGCAGAAAGUUGUUGGUGCACUGGAUGGCAUCACGUUGCCACCGUUGGAACCCAGCGGAUUGAGUGUUGACAAUGUGGACAAGUAUUUGCAGCAUCUGGCUGGCAUGGUUAGUGGACAACAGAACAAUGCCAUGCUGCUGAAAGUAAGCGAACUGCUGGGCAAAAUGGACACUGCAACACUGCAUAGACCAUAGGAUCAAGACAGGGUUUAAGUUUAGUUUU
This is a messenger RNA of Drosophila nasuta, 1336 nucleotides long. It is a transcript of the gene Hmg-2, whose product is annotated as High mobility group protein 2. The record is from RefSeq and is a predicted model, not a curated record. The coding region runs from base 130 to 1308 and encodes 392 amino acids. Lineage: Eukaryota; Metazoa; Arthropoda; Insecta; Diptera; Drosophilidae. The transcript has 2 exons. Gene Ontology annotation, cellular component: nucleus. Gene Ontology annotation, biological process: regulation of gene expression.